This is a messenger RNA of Colletotrichum aenigma, 270 nucleotides long. RefSeq names its product Protein PET117. Gene Ontology annotation, biological process: mitochondrial respiratory chain complex IV assembly. The coding region runs from base 1 to 270 and encodes 89 amino acids. Gene Ontology annotation, cellular component: mitochondrion. The record is from RefSeq and is a predicted model, not a curated record. NCBI's taxonomy places the organism in Eukaryota, Fungi, Ascomycota, Sordariomycetes, Glomerellales, Glomerellaceae. The transcript has 2 exons.
AUGUCUCGGGCCUCUAAGCUCACUCUUGCGGCGACUUCGUUGUUUGCCGCCAGUACCAUCAUCGUCGUACAUUUCCAGCAAAAGUUCGAGAAGGAGGCUAUGCACCAAGGCGUUGUGCGCGACAUAGAAUUACAGCGCGUCAAGAAAGAGCGACAGCUUGAUUUCGACAUCCAGCGUGCUCUCGAGGAAGAAUACAAGCGAGAGCAAACAGUUCGAGACGCCACAAUACCACCCAUCGUCGGUGCCGGUGGUGGUGAUAAUGGCUCCUGA